This is a messenger RNA of Penicillium vulpinum, 1437 nucleotides long. RefSeq lists its product as uncharacterized. The coding region runs from base 1 to 1437 and encodes 478 amino acids. The transcript has a single exon. The record is from RefSeq and is a predicted model, not a curated record. NCBI's taxonomy places the organism in Eukaryota, Fungi, Ascomycota, Eurotiomycetes, Eurotiales, Aspergillaceae.
AUGCCCUCAACAGCUGCAGCUCUUCGUCAGCAGUGGGAGGAGCCUGCCGAUAUCUUCACCGUGCUCCUGAUAAUUGGUGGUGAGAUCAUUCAAUGUGCCCUCGGCGCCGUAUCAGGGGGGACUCUGACUCCCGUGACAUUCUCCUAUGGAUGGGCCGCCUAUGCGCUCUCUGCUCUCCUCUCUACCAUGGGCGAAUGUCAACUCAUGCCGGGAAGCCCCAUUCCUAAUCUCCUGGUAAUCAAUGUCAAUACCGGUUACCCACGUGUCAAUCGGUCGUGGACGCUCGGGCGUCUAUUCCAGACUUAUAAAUAUUGGAUGCCGCAGGAAGUCCGAACCCGUGUCGAACACCCUAUACGUAUCAACCUGGACGAGGAGACUGCUCUUCCAUCUGAAUUCCAGACACCGAUCGGCACUGGCGAUGAAGCACUUUUGUGUGUGGCACCCUUGUGUGUGGCUGUGUAUGACUGGGAUGUCGAUAUGACAGAGGAAACGAAGAAGAAGAAGAAGAACAAACCUGGCACCCAGGGUCAUGACUGGGUCUGGGGGCUCGGACUAGUAGUCACCGUUAUCCAGUUAGGAGUGAGUAUCAUUCCAUUUGUUCUCUAUGACGAUUGGCGGGUGUUCCUAGUGACUGGUGGGGGCACAGUGCUCGCUUAUCUGUACGGGGCACUUCCGCAGUGGCGCAAGGAGAAAUGGGCCUGUCGUAAAGGAUAUCCCAAAAAGCAUGUGGCUUUGACAAUGGGGAAUGGCACCCAGCAUGUUGUCAUUAUCCGGGGACAUUCCCAGGGGCUCGACCUGGAGGAUCUGGCUGGGGGACAGGUUCGCGACGCUCCAGAUCCUGGCUUGAGCCGAGUGACCAAUCUUCUCAGGUCAGACCGGGCCACCCAAGUUCUGACGUUUGUGUUUGCCAUUCUCUGGCUUUUGUUGCUCAUUACUAGUACGGGUAUUGAAACGCACACUUGGUAUUUGCUUGCCGUUGGCGGGAUGGGAACAAUGCAUAAUCUCAUUGUUGCUGGAGCACCACGCCGUCCUGACAUGUUGGGCAUCCCGAUCAAACUGGCUACUUCAGAAGGAGAGAAAUCUGGGAUAGUGAAUCAGAUAUCAUCGGUGACUGAAGCGGGGGAUGGGCAGGUGGUUAAAGGAGAUGGACAGGUGGCCGCAGCAGCUGGACAAGCGGCCCAACAGGGCUCCCUGACUAAUGUAUUCGCAGAAGUCAAGAUAAUGUUCACACUGAUGGAAUUGGAACUGGCGUACAAAGGAUUCGGAAAAGCGCUUUUGGGGGAGUUCUUCCCUGGGACUCUUCGGGACUGGGAGAAGGAGUGGUGGAAGAGUGAUGACGCCAAGUUAAGAAAGGAUGUUCUAAAAGCGAAAAGGUCCGCGGAGUACCAAAACCGAAGGAAAAGUGCGACGCAUCAUACAGUGGAUCAACCUUUAUGA